AUGGAGGUGACAGUUCACACUCUGGCCGAGGCAUUUCACCUGCCUCAGCAAGAGGCAAUUGAAAAAUUCAUAAAGGGGCCAAAGUAUGAACCAUGUGAGUUUAAAAUGAUUGCAAAUGAUCUGUCUGCCAUCACCCCCUCCCCUACCCACCCCUCCACCCCACCACCCCCAACCUCACCGCAGCCCUCCCCCUGGACCACCACCCCCCCCAGUACCCCCCAGACCCCCCCAGGACCAGGCUCUAAGUGGAACCCCACAGGAAGGCCAUCUCUGGGGGGAAAUGGCUCCCAGAUGUGCCACUCUCUGGAGGAACGCAGCCAAGUUUACAUCUCUGCUGCCCAUUCCAGUGCGUGUGUGUGCAGACUGAACGCAUUCACAAACACAUUAUUCAAGCCUCCGGUGUGA
Knipowitschia caucasica is the source of this 405-nucleotide messenger RNA. The record is from the annotation of a GenBank genome assembly. NCBI's taxonomy places the organism in Eukaryota, Metazoa, Chordata, Actinopteri, Gobiiformes, Gobiidae.